UCCUGCAUUGGCUGUAGACCAAAGGGGUUCAGCUGUAGCUGAUAAAGAAAAUGUCGAAUCACAUGUAUCUCCUGCUUCAUUACAGGCAAGAGACCCAAGUGGUUUACCUCGAGAGGGUGUAGAGGAGGUUGAUCUACAUCCUCCAGCUGCACCUGCCCUACAUGGUAGGGAGGAGAAUCAACCUCCAAACAGCAACAUCAACAAUAGUGAUGGUCUUCAACCGCAACAACCCACUUUAUCUGCAUCAAAGGGACCCACCACCGAGACACCCAAGCCUGAAAUGGAAAAUAUGCCCACCUCUGAGAUCUCAAACCAAGAUAUUUCUAAACCCACUGAUACUGUGGAGGACACUCCUUCCAUCAAGGAGGUUAAUCAUAAUAAUACAACGGAAAGCAAUGAACAUGUGCAAGAAACAAUAACAGAGUCUCCCUCACAUAAUGGGAACGAUGAAGGAACAAAUACCACAGUUGAUACAACUCAUUCCCCAAACAGUCCUGCCACCGAUAAUGAGAAGAAUGAAACCAUUGUGAAUACUCACAACAACACAACUAACUCAACAACAACAAGCAUACCAGAGAAUGUAAACGCAGCUGUCGCUCCUGCCACUUUGACAGAACUAAACAACACUCAGGUAGGACAAGUAAUGAACCAGGCGGCCACCAUUGUUAUUGCGGGUGCUGACAGCAGCAUUUCCGCUUCAUACCAAAUCUCUCUUUUGCUUAUUGUGUCUGCUCUGGUGGCUCUGGCAUCCCCAUGA
Molecule: messenger RNA, 757 nt
Organism: Trypanosoma theileri
Lineage: Eukaryota; Euglenozoa; Kinetoplastea; Trypanosomatida; Trypanosomatidae
Exons: 1
Source: RefSeq, a predicted model, not a curated record